AUGCCCAUGUACGCCCAUCGUGGUACAAGGUUCUCAGUUGACGUAAAUGCGCAAGCGCGCCUCGAGCGGCAACGCAUUGUGCGUCUCAACAGCAUCCUCCGACAUGGAAGCGAUGAGCAGCGCCGCCAAGCGCUGAGGAUGAAGCCGCUUCCACUUCCCGAGCACCCUGAGGCCGUGGCGGUGCCUGGCACUGCCGUUCUCGACCUUCCUGGCGACGCGGACGAUUCCCUUGACCCACACACCGGAGCCGGCGUCUUCGAUCCGCUGGAUGCGGUGGCGCAGCGCUACUGUGGCGCUCGAUACAACGAUGACGACAGGCGCGCCGCUGCACGGAGUGUCGACUACUCCGUCUUCAUGGAGGUGUUAUGCCCAAACGGUUCUUCGCUGCUGGAGUCUCUCCCUCUAGAACCUCGCACCCUGCGUCAGCAUCUCAAAGGCUCGAGUGACGAAUCCAAGAAAUCCCAGCUGGAAUAUGCUUUGUCGUCGCCGCGGUGUGUGCUGCAUACUCGCCUGCCAUCCACUGCUGCAGCGGCUGCAAUGCCGGAGGCAUCGCUCUCACUCGGGCACAGUGCCUUCGUGGCGCCCGGACCCCCUUCAGCCUCCUUUAUCAACACCUCCACCUUAUCCGAGGCCUCGGUGCAGUCGGGUGUAGACGAGACCUACGUUAAUGCCCCCGUCACCCUUGGCAGCGGGGCAGCUUCGCCGCCCGCUCCUUCUGCUGAGAACGGCUUUGCGGCCCCGACGCACGGCGUCGCCGACCCUGCCAGCGACGCCACACGUGCAGCUACUACCACACACGUUGAUGAUGACGACACCACCCCGGACAUAUUUGUGAGUGCCGGCUCCUUCUCCCUCGCCACAUCCCACCACAGUAGUCGCUGGCGCUCACUGCUGUCCUCCCGCCGGAGUCCGUCCGGCUCGAGCAAGGCAUCGCACACGGGCUCUGGCCACCGCAACGCCAGAAGUGUUGCCAACCUCAGCCUUACCCGCUCUCUCAGCCCAAGAACACUGAGAAGUUCAUCGGAGCUGUCCCUGCCUACCUCUGGAGCUACAAGUGCGCAACUGACUCCUCUGGCGGUUGCUGAUGGCUGUGACCUCGGUGGUCGCGUAAUCUUCACGGACCGCUUUCUGAAGGCGCAGUCCCACACUGCGCUGCCCACCAUGAUUUCCGCCUUCAAGCAGUACAUGCUCUCCGCCUCCUCCACAACGUCGAGUUCGCCCCUUACGCACACUCAGACGCUGGACAACUAUACCCCGUCCGAGCACUGGCCCUCCCUGCAGCACCAGCAACUGCCGAAUGCUCAUCAGCGCCUGGACCCUUGCCAACGCGGAAUUCCGCUCCAGAGCGGCAACACCAACAAAGAGAUCGAGAACUGCGUCCUCGAGGCGGGUAAGUGCAUUCGGCCGACUUUUCGCUGCAUGGACCCUGCCGACCUCUACGGCACCAGUCACUACAUCUCCGGCGCCUUCAUCAAGGUGAAAGAGCCGUCGACCAACAUCUAA
Leishmania mexicana MHOM/GT/2001/U1103 is the source of this 1503-nucleotide messenger RNA. RefSeq lists its product as hypothetical. The transcript has a single exon. Lineage: Eukaryota; Euglenozoa; Kinetoplastea; Trypanosomatida; Trypanosomatidae. The coding region runs from base 1 to 1503 and encodes 500 amino acids. The record is from RefSeq and is a predicted model, not a curated record.